Huiozyma naganishii CBS 8797 is the source of this 1179-nucleotide messenger RNA. It is a transcript of the gene DAL82, whose product is annotated as Dal82p. The record is from RefSeq and is a predicted model, not a curated record. Bases 1 to 1179 code for a protein of 392 amino acids. The transcript has a single exon. NCBI's taxonomy places the organism in Eukaryota, Fungi, Ascomycota, Saccharomycetes, Saccharomycetales, Saccharomycetaceae.
AUGGGCGAGAAUGAGCACGACGAGAGGCCGACGAAGCAAGUUUUGCGAAGGAGCAGAGAGUCGCUAGACCUUUUGUUGACGCUGUUGAACACACACAAGCCGCAUUUAAAACCGUAUUCGUGCCGGCUGAGCAGCUGGUACGCGCUGCUGAUGGACUACAAUACUGCCGCGGGGACGACGCUACGGCAGCCGCGGACUCUGCGGACGCGGUUCGAGCGGAUCAUGGGUCUUUUCCGGACUGACCGGGCGCUUGUGAACUGUUCGGACCCGGGACUGCUCGCGCGACUCGUAGAGGAGUACAGCAAGCCGUAUCGACUGAUGCGCAAGAGCUCACCAAUAGAACCUGGUGCAGCUGGUGCGAUGCCGAAGUCCAAGUACAAGAUUGUCAAGCAGCGACCAUUACACCAGAACAACAAUGCCGUGGGGGUGCCACAGAUCAAAGUAUAUUCCUCACGAGAGGACUUUACGAACGAUACGCCGUCCUCGUCGUCAAUAUCGCCGCACAUCAAACCUUUGGACACAAUACAGUUGGGGAUGCCCAACGGUGGGCAUCCGUCUUCAGGCAGGGCAGAGCGGGACCCGGGCCAGACGCAGCUUCCCGGCUCUGACCCCAGCCCUGGCCCCAACCCUGUUAGGCGACCUCAACCACCGACACACCCAAUCAACCAUGAGACGUUCAUGUACAUGCGAGCAGAGAACACUCCUGCCGACGACGACCCAGAAGGCGAAGAUGAAGAAGACGGUGACGUCGGCGACCAGCCGAUUGCAAUUGACAUCAUGGGCACGAUGAACGAGACGUACAUGGGUCUCGAGGACGUGCGGUCCCAGUUUCUGGACCUGCGCGCCCACCUGCAGCAGCAAACGAACGCCGUGCAGCACAUCCGCGACGACGUGCGCGACCUCGAGCAGAACUCCGUCGAGGGCCGCACCUCGAUCGUCGAGGACAUCGAGCUGACGCGGGUCUCCCUCGUGGACGAGAUCCAGUCCGUUCGGUCCGCGGUCGCCGAUCUGCGCGCCCAAUUCGAGGAGCACCGAGCUGCAACGCGCAUCGCAGAGUCAGCAACACUCAAGAGACUCGACCGGAUACACGACCUGCUUGUAGAGCACCAGGGAACGGCUCCACCAGGGCCCUCAUCGCGGCGCCCAUCGCCUGGUCAUCGCGCCGCGGACCCAAGUUAG